AUGCCCGCUCCAACGACCCACGCCUCGUCAGCCAGCAGCAGCACAUCCACGCCCGUCUUUCCAGCAGACCAACUCCGUGCAUGCAUCCGUCAACUCCUCGCUACGACACUGCGCGAUGUGGCGUACGACCAUGCGGAUCCGGGACGCAUGAAAGAGUUGAGCAGGGGGCUGGCAGAGAAAAUCAAAUCCCAGAUGCUCACACUCCACCCACGCGGCUUCAAGUACAUCAUCACCUCCACCCUCACCGAGAACAAUAACCAAGCGGGCAGGGGCGAUUUGGUAUGUCAUUGGGAAGCGACAGACGUGGCUGUCCAGGAGAUGUUUAGUAAUAUUCGAUCAUAUUCGUCGUACUCGCUGUGGCUGUACGUGUCUAGGCAAGGAUCGAGGAUCAAGGAUAAGUGCCAGUCUCGAUCAAGGAUCUGUGGACAAAGUGCCAGUCUCGAUCAAGGAUGCGCAAAACGUUUUGCAUAA
This is a messenger RNA of Cryptococcus deneoformans JEC21, 471 nucleotides long. RefSeq lists its product as hypothetical. Bases 1 to 471 code for a protein of 156 amino acids. Gene Ontology annotation, biological process: microtubule-based movement. Gene Ontology annotation, molecular function: dynein intermediate chain binding. NCBI's taxonomy places the organism in Eukaryota, Fungi, Basidiomycota, Tremellomycetes, Tremellales, Cryptococcaceae. The record is from RefSeq and is a predicted model, not a curated record. The transcript is spliced from 3 exons. Gene Ontology annotation, cellular component: cytoplasmic dynein complex; cytoplasm.